Molecule: messenger RNA, 1917 nt
Organism: Sabethes cyaneus
Lineage: Eukaryota; Metazoa; Arthropoda; Insecta; Diptera; Culicidae
Product: maltase 2-like
Exons: 6
Coding region: 1-1917 (638 amino acids)
Biological process (GO): carbohydrate metabolic process
Source: RefSeq, a predicted model, not a curated record
AUGGUUCUGAUCAAAUCUAAUUUUGUGACGCUUUGCGUUCGCAUAAUGGAUAAUGGAGGACAAGUGGACAACGGAGUUCUAUCAGUAAGCUUGAGUUGGCUUCUGGAAGGCACUUCUUCCCAAGUUCCACAGGAGAAGGAUUGGUGGGAAACGGCACUGUUUUAUCAAAUAUACCCACGAUCGUUUUACGAUACCGAUGGUGACGGCGUUGGAGAUAUAAAAGGAGUUACGGCCAAACUGCAGUAUCUGAAGGAUACCGGCAUCGAUGCCACAUGGUUGAGUCCGGUUUUCAAGUCUCCACAGCGUGAUUUCGGUUACGAUAUAAGCGAUUUUCUUGAGGUUGAUCCACUGUUCGGAACGAAUGAAGAUCUGGAGGAGCUGUUUACGGAAGCGAGAAAGUUAGGCAUUAGGAUUAUUCUUGAUUUUGUCCCGAACCAUUCCAGUAUCGAGCACUGGUGGUUCAUCCAAUCCGAACUGGGAGUUGAGCCGUACAAGGAUUACUACGUUUGGCAUCCGGGCAAACCGGUACCCGGCCAGGACAAACCGGAUGUACCGAACAACUGGAAUUCCGUGUUUUAUGGCUCAGCUUGGGAAUGGAGCGAUAUAAGGAAAGAAUAUUAUCUACAUCAAUUCGAGGUAGGACAACCGGAUUUAAACUAUAGGAACGAAGCGGUUAUUGAAGAAUUUGAUGAAAUUCUACGAUUCUGGAUGUUGAAAGGUGCCUCCGGUUUUCGUGUGGAUGCCAUUAAUCACAUGUUUGAGGAUGAUCUUUUCCGUGAUGAACCAAUUGUAGAUCCGUCGGAUCCGUUAAGCUAUGGUUAUACGAACCAUCAGUACACAAAUAGUCUGAUGGAGACAUAUAACGUGGUAGGACACUGGAGACGAGUUAUUGACAAUUUCACCGCAGAACACGACGUGGAAACGAUCAUAAUGAUGACUGAAGCUUACACCAGCUUGGAGAACACAAUGCUCUACUAUGAAUCUCCUGAUGGAAUCGAACAAAGAGCUAACUUUCCGUUCAAUUUUGCCAUGAUCACUGACUUAAGUGCAGAAUCUAAAGCUUCUGAUUUUAAGUACGUCAUUGAUCGCUUCUUGGAGAAUAUGCCCCGGGGAAAAGUUACUAAUUGGGUCCUUGGAAACCACGAUCAGCCACGCGUCGGGAGUCGUUACGGCAUCGAGCGUAUUGAGGGAAUGACACUUAUGUUGCUAACUCUACCGGGUGUGGCAGUCACAUACAACGGAGAGGAAAUUGGAAUGGUGGACUAUCGGGAUAUAUCCUACGAAGAUAGCAGAGAUCCUCAGGGCUGCAAUGUAGGACCCGAAGAAUACAAAUGGAAAUCAAGAGACCCUCAACGGACUCCGUUCCAAUGGGAUGAUUCCUAUAAUGCAGGCUUCUCCAACUCCAGCAAAACUUGGCUUCCCAUUAAUCCCUACUAUCGUCAAACUAACCUUCUUAAGCAACUGGAAGCCGAUUACAGUACCUACAAAUUCUACGUAGAUGCGGUGAAGUUACGAAAGAAUGCAAUCUUCACACAUGGUCACUUUAAAUCGCGAGCUCUAACCGAAAAUGUAUUUGCCUUUGUUCGCUACCUGAAGGAUACAGAAAAACCGGCAGAUCUACAAGAAUCCUACUUCAUAACCGUGAUUAAUUUAUCAAACAAGAAAACGACAAUUAAUCUUCUGGAUCUAUUUCAAGCGAAAAAUCGGUCCGUUAUUAGACUUACCGGAACGGAUUCUCACUAUCAAAUUACCCAGCAAAUUGAUCCAUCAAAUGUGUCACUUGAUCCAUUCGAAUCACUGUUGAUAGCAGAUUCUUCCGCAAACAGUUGGGCAUUUGCGAGCUCAAUAACAAUAAUAUCAUUGCUGGUAACGUACCUGAUUUUUCUCCAUCAACGCAAGGUGUGCAUUACCAAUUAA